GAAGGAAGAAGCAGUAAUAAACCACCUGAGCUUCAAACAUGAGAGUCCGUCACACUUUGAUCUGCUGCUUCUUUCUCACGCUGCAGGAUGUCAAGACUGGGCUCACUAAUGCAGAAACCUGUGUCCAUACAGGAACUGAGGGAAGAAACAUCAGCAUUACAUGUGCAUUUUUCUUCUCUGGAUGGAAGAAGUUCUUUUGUAAUGACGAAUGUAAAAAAGAAGACAUUCUCAUUGAAACAGAAGGCAACAUAGGACAGAAAGGCAGAUACAAGAUUGAAUAUGAAGAAGGAAGGUUUCCAUUUUAUUUUACAUUUAUUUAUAUGACUAUCAGUCAGUUGACCAAGUCUGACUCAGGACAGUACAGCUGUGGUUUGGUGCGAUCUUUUCUUCUUGAUGGAUACGAAGAGUUUGAGAUCAGAGUCACAGAUGCCACUUCUCGACAUUUGUUAACAUCACUCCUAUCAUCCUCCACACCUUCAGCCGCCUCUGACACCACCAAUCAGCCUGAGACAUCACCUGCAGCUCCAAACAUUUCCCCUGAAAACAAGGAAGAAUCACUACAUACAGGUUUCUUCCUGGUUUUGGUUGUAUGCGUCUCUGUGGUGAUGGUGGUCGUCCUAUUGGCUGUUGUUUUGCUGUUGCUCUACAAAAAAAAGAUGAAGGACUCUUGUGAUUUAAAGACAAGAAGAAACUCGGACCACAGCAACAUCGAGUGUAUCACCUAUGAGAACUGUCCUCCACCCUCUACAUGUGAAGACUCCACCUACAUGAGCCUCAAUCCAGCCAGCAGGGACCGUGACCAAACCUACUCCACACUCACUCACAUAUACACAUAAUUUUUUUAAUUUGUCAAAACAUGAUGAACAGAAAGUGACAUAUAAUAAUACUUAUUAUCAUUAACAAAGAUAAUAAUAAUAAUGAUAAUAAUAAUAAUAAUAAUGAUAGUAGCGAUUACAUGAUGAACAAUGUUGUGAUAAUAAUGACAUGGCAACAUUUUAUAUAUGCAAACAAUACUAAUAUAUAAUAAUAAUAUAAUUUUGUGUAAUAUUAAUAAAAUAUAAUACUGAUACCAUCCAUCAUGAUGAUAAAUUAUUAUAUUCAUGUAGUAAGAGUGGGGGAGAGGCCACACCAGAACGGUUAAUAUUUCAUGUGACUCUAGAUAAACAGGGAUGUAACCUCAAACUAGUGUGAGUGGCGGAGGCAUACAACCGCAAGGCUGUAAUUCUAGUUUUUUUGUUCCUGCUUUGGACAACCCCCAGACCUUUCUGGAGGGGGGGUCUGUCCACUGAGGAGAGAUACAUUUCUUUUUCCUCGCCCCGUAAGACAAAGGGAGGGAGGUCUCCCCAGGUCUUGCCCCAUUUCGCCGACAUGUCGCCCAGAGGUCAGGCAGGGAACCUACAUCUUCCACGUCCUUCCGAUCCAGCCCAGCCUCAUCCUCACCCAGUCCAAAGUAAUAUAAAUAGUAAUGUAUAAUAUAUAAGAGACAAUACAUAUAAUGAUAUAAUAAUACAAGUCUUACGCACAACUUAAGUUAUACUGUCUGAAUUUAGACCUGGGUUUCAUUAGUGUGCAGGUUAAUGUUGUGAUGUCAGGGCAUAAUUCGAAAUGAAACAUCACUUUUUAAGA
Messenger RNA from Seriola dumerili (greater amberjack), 1626 nucleotides. RefSeq lists its product as uncharacterized. The coding region runs from base 39 to 836 and encodes 265 amino acids. Lineage: Eukaryota; Metazoa; Chordata; Actinopteri; Carangiformes; Carangidae. The transcript is spliced from 7 exons. The record is from RefSeq and is a predicted model, not a curated record.